AUGUUCGGUGGUGUAGUUGGGACCAGACCCAGACGACGACAGAGUGAGAGUAUGAUCAAAUCGAUAUUUUAUUCACGGUUUCAUCCGGGGAAAGGUUAUCCCCCUCCCCUCCUUCUCAUCUGUCUCAUACUGCUAUAAUUAUAAAACCCAACUAAACACCGGAAACAAAUUCCUACUCUUUUACUGCACAGGCCCGCAAGUAGUUCACCAGGUCCCCUCGGGCUCCGUGACUUCCACCCCCCCACCGCCACCGCCCUCCACCUCCACCGUCUCCUCCACCUCCGCCGCCAACAGCGAUGGAAAUCACCCCGCUCCCAUGACCCCACCGCUGCCCCCAACCUCCCCGCUACCCACCUCCCCCCCGCUCUUCGACUUCGAAACCGUCAGCGAGUACAUCAUUCCCAAGCAGGAGCUCUGCGACCGCCUUGUGACCGUCUGCACAAACAAGUACCGCAUCCUGGGCUACCCGGUGUGCCUGGAGGACGGGAAGUACGCGCGCAACGAGUUCAUCUUCAACUUUGCCAUUGUCCUCGACGAGGGCGUCGAGUACAGCACUUACAAGAGCGUCGUCAGGAAGGUGGCUAAGCUGUUCAGGGCGCUCGAGGAGCAAAGUGGCUUCCUCAGCAAUGAGGUCACCGCUAUGGGUGUGUUUGCCUUGAUUGAGCAGGUGUUGGAGGAUUUGAAUAAUUAUUCCGAGUGCAUGAUUCCUAUCAGUAGGUGUUUUUCGGCCCUUUCUAUUUUGCUUGCUUUCGGGAGUGGGAGGAUGGCUAAUGGUGUCCCGGAGGGGGGGGAUAGAUGAGAGCAAUACGAUCAAUAUUAAGCUAUUCCCGACGUAUGCUCCGCCGCCGCAGGUUAAGGCUUUUCAUGUACCGGUUUGUACGGUGCAGUUGGAGAAUCUGAUGGACGUUAAUUGGGAUCUAACCAUGCAGAAGGUCCAUCACCCUUGGGCCCCAGAUGGUCAGUUGUUGUGAGGGUUAAUAAGCGCUAUGAUAGAUCGUCCCUUUCAUCGAUGGUAUAAAUUCUGUCAGAAGGAUAUCGGAACUAGCAGAUGCAGAUUACAACCUCACGAGGAAGUGCAUCGAGCAUUUACUGUAUCCUCUUCCCCCCUGUUCCAUAUUAUGUUAUGUCUGGGUGGCCCUAGCUAACAGCUACAUAUAUAAACAAAAAGGUACUAUGGGUGCCUAAUAAUGGUCGAUGUCUUCCAGUUCAGCGCCAUAUACGCUUGCACCGCUGAGAUCUCGAUACUAGUGCAGGAUCCCAGUUUACAAGAAGAGUGUCAAGCCUACGUCUCCUACAGCAGCCCUCGCAUUCCGUUCCCCUUCCUCCUGCAGCUCUACACAUCCCUGACUCAAGGCCUUACCCUGAAGAAAUGGUGCAUGGAAAACGCAACGAAACUCAAGGGGAUAGACGUCCGUCGCUUCAUCUCCUUCGGAAUAGUCAAGGGCUUUCUCUACCGUAGUCACAGGUACCCGGUCCCCGCGGAGGGGAAGGUGGACAAGGCGUUGCCGUUGGCGAGGUACCUAGAUGGAGGUCACCAUUUCGAUGAGAUUUGCACCGACCUGCAGGCCAGCGAGAAGGAGGUUAUGGGGAUGUUGGAAGGCCGGGAUGUGCAGAUUGUUCAUCGGUAGAUGUGUUUUUUCGUUUGUAUUCUCAUAGAGGGAUCACAUUCGUUCGUUCAUUCAUUCAUCCGCGUAAUGCACGAUAUAUCGGUGUCUGGCACGUUAUAGUAUAGCAGCGGCUUAAUCUGUCCGUGGAAUUAAUACUCCCCAUCUUUUUGGGGAAUAGCUACCCGGCCAUCCAUAACAUGAUAUCCACCUCAUUCCACCUUAGUGGACAAGCGACCCAACCUGGCCCGGCCCAAGCCAACCCGAACGACCGAAAAAGAAGUAGAAGGGGGAGGGGAAAGACGAUAGCAAACCAACCCAGUCGAUCUAUCGACCACCCCUCAGUGCAAGAACCAAAUGCAACGUAGCCCCCCCUUCAAGGUUAUACUCGCUAGCAGCUUUAUCAUCCGCCCUACACCAUUUCCCGACCACAGAGCCAAUCAAUCAACAAACCGCCCUUCACAUCACAUCAUAUCGAAACACAAGAAGGGAAAGGAACCAACAUCUGCUUCCCACCAUAAAUCAACCUCUGCUGAGCCGGAGGAAUCCCCUCCUUCUCCUCCACCAGCUCCUUGAUACGAAAGACUUUGUAAUCCGGUUCAAUGUCCAGCUCGAUUUCCUUGCCCGUGAGGGUGCGAACUCUACAUGUUGUUAGGUGCCGGAUCUGAAUCAGGUUAGAUUCGAUGUGGGUGGACUUACUUGAUGAGCAUUGUGGAGGUGUUUUCGAGGAGGUGGUAUUGUGAUUGUGGCUGUUGGGGUGGUGGUGGCGGUGGUGGUGAGAGGGUGAGGUUUGAGAGGUUUGUUAGGAGUUGGUUUAUCGUUUUGAGGAUUUUUUUUUUCUUUCUUUCCUUCUUUCUUUUUUUUUUGUCUGUUUGGCUUGUUUGUGGUGGUGGUGGUGAGGAUCCGGAGGAGGGUGGGUUUGUAGAUGGUUAGGAGUCUGGAUGAGUGCGAGUGAGUGUGAGGGCGAGGUGAGGUGAGGAGUGGGGGGGGGGAGGUUUAGAGUCAGUCAGUUACCUGAGGCGAGGCUGUUACGUUAAUUGGCUGAUCCCCUUGGUUGGUUGGGUUCUGGCGCAUUAGUCAGGGAUUACUGGUACUUUUGUGCUUGUAUGAUAUGCUGGGUAUGAUACAGUAACUUAUCGUGCCGGUGGCUAGGUAUGAUACCGGUAUCAGGGGCGCUUGCGGGUCAUGUGCACGCACUCGCUUUGGUGCUGCAGGGGUAAAAAAUGGUGUUGGGUCCGGCUUUGGUUCUAGAGCAUUGUGCCGUUGGGCAUCUGAGUAUCGCGGGAGUAUGAAUGUGUCCACACAAAAACGGGCCACUGCACACCGCCUUCAAGUACAGGCAACACUUCUAAUGGUUGUGAGCGAGUGGGUGCGUUUUGGGGUGUUUGUUGACGCUCG
Molecule: messenger RNA, 3002 nt
Organism: Tuber aestivum (summer truffle)
Lineage: Eukaryota; Fungi; Ascomycota; Pezizomycetes; Pezizales; Tuberaceae
Source: the annotation of a GenBank genome assembly